UAAUUAUACAAAAUUUGAAUAGGUUCUGUGGUUAAUCACAGAUUACGUUGACACGUGCCCGUUGCGGUCCAACAUUGGUCCGCUAGUGUGUUGGACUUUAUCAUGAGAUAAUGAGAGAUAAACUAAAUAGAAGAUAUAGGAAGUAAAUAUGGCAGAGAAAUAUCGUGUACCGGACAGACCAGGAGAUUUGCCCCCACCGUACUCGGCGGUUGAUCCAAGUAAUCUAAACCCAAUACGGCCAACCCUGGUAGUAGACGCUAACUCCAAUGUGUUUCAUAAAGGAGCCCGCUUUAAUGAAUUUGCCAAGCCAAUUAUUCCGCCCCCACCUCCCGGCUGUCCGCCAAAUCAUUUUCAACAGAUGCAGAUGGAGAAAGGACAGUUCAAUGUAGUCCUCAGUGAUGGUGGAACACCCCCGGUGCAGAACAAAUAUGGAACGUUCUGAGUGACAAUAAUAAUAUUGACUGUGCCAGAUGUCACCAUUUGCAAACACUUCAGUUGCAAUAAAUUCAUAAAUGUAUUUUAAUGAAAUAGUAUCAAAAUUGA
This is a messenger RNA of Mercenaria mercenaria, 543 nucleotides long. RefSeq names its product DAZ-associated protein 2-like. The transcript is spliced from 3 exons. NCBI's taxonomy places the organism in Eukaryota, Metazoa, Mollusca, Bivalvia, Venerida, Veneridae. The record is from RefSeq and is a predicted model, not a curated record. The coding region runs from base 149 to 442 and encodes 97 amino acids.